AUGAAUACGCAACCAUCAAUCGCUUUACCAGCUGAUACAUUUUCACCAGGUGUUCAGCAAAUGAUGCGUCCAGCUAUGCAAAAUAAUAACAAUAGUAAUAAUAAUAAUAUGACCAGUAAUAAUAUGAACAUGAAUAUGAAUAAUAUGAAUAAUAUGAAUAUGGCCAUGAAUAAUAACAAUAAUAUUAGUACAAAUAUUACUAAUGUUGGAACUCCUAAUAGUACAACUUCUGUUUCAGCUGCUGUCUCUGCAUCUGUUUCACCUUCUAAUAAUACACCAACUUCUUCAUCUUCAAAUAAAGAUAAAGAAAAAAAAUCCAAGAGAAAGAGAAAUAGAAUUCCUUUAUCAUGUACUAUUUGUCGUAAACGUAAAGUUAAAUGUGAUAAAAUUAGACCACAUUGUAAUCAAUGUACAAAGACAGGUGUAGCUCAUUUAUGUCAUUAUAUGGAACAAUCAUGGGCUGAGGAAGCUGAAAAGGAACUUUCAAAAGAAGCUGAAUUGAAAAAUUUAAGAGAUAGAGUAAAAUAUUUAGAAAAAGCUUUAUCAAAAAUUCACUCUUCAAAUUCAAAUUCAAAUACAGUAGCUAAUACCCCAGAUAAUAAUAAUAUGAAUAUAAACAGUCCAGUUCCUUCUAUUGGUAAUAGUAAUAGUAAUAACAGUAAUGGUAAUAAUAGUAUGUUAGUCAUGAAUGAUUCAUCAACAUCCUCAAAUGCUAGUGGUGGUGCAGAUCGUCAAACUCAAUCAAAUUCAGAUGAUUUAGGCUCUUUAGUUUCAACUACUAAUCAUCCAAGUACUGCUAAUCCAAGAGAUAAAUAUGAUAAUGAUGAAUUGGAUUUAACAAAACAAUUCGAUAUGUUACAUAUAAAAAAUAAUGGGACAAUUCAUUUAGGGGCUACUCAUUGGUUAGCUAUUAUGAAAGGUGAUCCAUAUUUAAAAUUAUUAUGGGGUCAUAUCUUUAAUAUUAGAGAAAGAGUUAAUGAUUGGUACUCUCAAAGGAUGGUAGGUAAUUCAGGUGGUGCUACUAAUGGUAAACGUCCUCCUCAUCAAUCAAAAAGUUUCCAAAAUUUACAAUCUGCUUCUUCAGGGAAAUGUCCAAUUGAUUAUAAAAGUUUAGUUGGUACCGCACAAGCCAAAGCUAUGGGUAUCAAAACAGAUACCCCGCCACCACCAAACUCUGCUUCGAGCUCAACUCCCGUUGCUCCACAUCCUUUACCUGCUGGCUCUUCAGGUGAUAUCAGUAAAUGUCCAGUGGCUCACAGAUUUGUAGAUGUUAGACCUGCAGUUAAGAAAGAACCACAAUCAUCGCCAAUGACAGGAAUGGCAUCUGUUGGAAGUUCUAUGUCAAUUGCUCCACAUCCUUUACCAGUUGGCUCCAAUGGAGAUAUUAGUAAAUGUCCUGUAGCACAUGGAUUUCCAAUGGAAGCUAAUGAAACUGCCGAGGACUCUGAGAGAAAUGAAAAUGAUAUGUCAAAUCAACAUAUGAAAAGAACUGAAAGUGAUAAUAAAACUAACACAAGGACGGCUCCGGUAUCUGCAACAAAUCCAUUGCCAUCGUUCCAAAAACUGACUUCGAAAUGUCCAGUACCACAUGAAACUGAACCAAGUUUAAUGGCUAAGGCCACUGAACAAAUGACUUAUGAACAAAUUAUCACUAAAGUAGUUUCAAUGUUACCACCAAGACAUAUUAUACUUACAUUUAUCGAUAAGUUUUUCAAACAUAUAUACCCAAUUAUUCCUAUUAUUGAUGAACAAAAUUUCAAAAACCAUUUGGUUCAGAUUCUUCAUGAAACACCAGAUAAGAAAUUGGAAUUACACAUGGCAAAAUCUUCAGAUUAUUGUAAUUUAGGUAUUAUGAUUAUUAUUCUAAGAUUAACAUGGUUAUCUUUACCGGCUAACAGAUGUGAAAUUAACUUGGGUAACACAGAACUAACAAACUCUUAUCUUGCAUCUCAUUUGAAUAUUAAUACAAACUCUAACAAUAAGGAAGACAACCAAUUAAUGAAACACGAAACUCCAAUGGAAUUAUUAAACUUAGUGAAGGAUAAUUUGAUCAAAUUUGACAAGAUUUCUUCAAUAUCAAACAAUAACAUUAACUUAACCACAAUUCAAUUUGCUAUUAUGUAUAAGAUAUACAUGAUGAAUUCUCCAACAGAAGGUUUUGCUAACAAGAGAAAUAACAACAGUUUCCAUAGUAUUAGUGAUCCAAACUCUCACGAUAGUGAAUUGAAUCAAAUUUUAUUAUCAUCUAUCAUCCAAAUGGCUUUUAGUUGUGGUCUACAUAGAGAUCCAGAUAAUUUUCCACAAUUAAACGUUGUAUCCACGUAUGGUCAGAGCGCAGCUGGUACAACCAUGAAUGUUGGAAAUAGCAACCAAAGAAAUAAUUCAAAUAGUAAUGGGGCUAGUGGUACUUCGGAAGGUAAUUCAAGCGCAAAGGAAAAUCAAAUAACUACAGAAAGAUUCAAGCAUACAUGGAGAAAAAUUUGGUUCUAUAUAGUUCAUUUAGAUGUUCAACAAUCUCUAACAUUAGGUACUCCAAGAUUAUUGAGAAAUCUGAAGGAUUUCAGUGAUACAAAGUUACCAUCUGCAUCUAAAAUUGAUUAUGUGCGUGAUAUCAAGGAAUUGAUUAUCAUUAAAAAUUUCAGUCUAUUUUGGCAAAUUGAUCUGGUUAUCAUUGCCGUACUAAAUAAUAUCUUAAACGUGUUCCUUGCUAAGAAUGUCAGGAAAUUCGAGCUAGAUGAAUUGAUUCAAUCUUUAUCCAAUCUGACAUAUGCCAAGAAGAGUAUCGGCGAUGUUUUAAAUGAUUUAAUUAACAAUGGGUUGUUGACAACCUCAGAAGGUUCUAUUAAUUUCCAGGACUACACUGAUGAAAGUUAUGGUUUACCAAGCUUAGAAGAAAUCAUUUCAAGUACGGCCACUCCUAUCGGGAAUUCGAGUGUUUCCAGUCCAAUGUCAGCAAUGAAUACACCUGGUUCCACUACUGGUGCCUCGCCUGCAUCUUCUGUAUCUGGUAAAAAACACUUGGGUACUCCUUCUGAAAAGAAAUUUGAAUUACCUCAUGAAUCUACAACGAAGGCACUUUUCUUUACGAAGCAUUUGACCUUAAGAAUGUUGCUUUACUUACUGAAUUACAUUCUGUUCACACAUUAUGAACCAAUGGGUAGUCAGGAUAGUGGUACUAUUGCACUAACGAAGAAUUAUGCUCAACAAACAUUAAACUUUGCUACUGAUGGGUACAGGAAUUGUUUAAUAUUCUUUAACAAUGUUAAGAGAGAUAAAAUUUUACACAACCAUUCAACUAUUUUUGAUUAUGUCAAUAUUUUGUUAACGCCACAUUGUUUAGAUAUUGGCCAUAGAGCGCUACAAUUUUUAGUUUGUUUAACACUUCGUUCGAAAUGUGGCCCAAUAGGUGGUAUGAAGGAAAAUAUAUUUUCCAACAACAGCAGUGGUGGUGAAGAUUCGGACAAUGAUUCCCAUUCUAGUGACUCGAGUUCUAACUAUGGCAGUACGAGAGAUCCAUUGGAAUUGAGCUCCAAUAUGAUAAACAACAUUGUGUUAGACUCUGUCGCUGACUUCCAACUUGCCAAUAUAUUGAUUGCAAGAAUGAAAUUGUUCCAAAAAUUGACCAAACAAAUAGCUGUUCAAUAUCCAUAUGCAGCAAGAACAUACAGAUCUACUGGUUUCUUUAUUACAUUAUUGAGUGGUCAUAAGAAGGGUGGCUUUAAUCUAACUACAUGGAAGCAUCCAAAGAUUUCCGGCUUCUUUAAAAAUGUCCCCUCAUUAAUCAUGUCAGGGAACACAGACCAAUUGAAGAGAUGCCCAGUUUACCAGGACGCUUUAGGUUUUGUUGGGCCAAGGGUUCCAUCCACCUCUUCUAAUACACAAUUACCUCCAAUAAGAUCAUCUUAUAAACCAAUUACUUAUACAAAUAGUAAUAUCCGUAAAUUAGAGCAGCAAGCCGAAAAGGAUGCUUCUGAGAAGAGAAGAAAAUUGAAUAAUACAGUAGUUACACCGGCACUAAAUCCUGGAAAAACACUAUCAUCUGGUAUCUCUUCUACUGGUAUGACUUUGGAUGGCACAAAGGUUCAAAAGGUUCCUCAAACCAUGAUGACAGGUCAACAGAGCUAUAAUGGUAACGGAACUACAUCUUAUCCAUCUGCUAUUAACUCACCAGCUCCGGCCAUGAAUAUGCAAUUAAAUGCGGCAUCGCCAGCUGCUGUGCCAUUGCCAUCUGUAUCCAAUUUCUUCCAGGAUUCUAAUAACAAUGUUGCCUCGAGGAAUAAUCUUGCAGUUAACAACGCUAAUUUGAUGAACUCUACGUUAACACCAAAUUCAGACGAUUUCUUUGUCCAGAAUUCGAACUUUGGAGAUUUAUUCGAUCCUAACAGCGUCAUGGCAGCCAUCAACGAAUUCAAUCCGAUGUCUGAGAUGGGUGCUCCAAAUACAAACAAUAUUGAUAAUUUUGCUCAAGGCGGUUUGAACGGGAACAUGAGCAUGGGUAGUAUGGCGUCUGUUAUGAAUAUGCAAGGGAAUGGUAUGAAUACCGGUGCUACCGGUAUGCCAAAUAUGGGAAAUAAUGGUAACUACGCAAACAAUAUGAAUAAUGCUAACCCAGUGACAUAUGAUAAUAUGUCAGGGUUUGCUGGACCCGCUAUGAUGAAUAUGGGUAACGUUGGGAAUGUUAUGGAUGGUACCUUUGUCCCUAAAAUUGAAGACGGAUUCACGGAGUUACAAGAUUUUACAAUCUGGGAUUGA
Molecule: messenger RNA, 4752 nt
Organism: Maudiozyma saulgeensis
Lineage: Eukaryota; Fungi; Ascomycota; Saccharomycetes; Saccharomycetales; Saccharomycetaceae
Source: the annotation of a GenBank genome assembly